GAGCAACUUUUGGAUGGGGAUUUCAGAGACAGGGAGGUUUCUUCUGUCGAUGGAAGAGCACCGAGGAGAUAAGAGAGAGAAGGAAAAGGGGGAAUGAAGAGUUGAUUGGCUUCAAUGUUGGAUGAAGAGUUGAUUGAAGAUUGACUGGAUCUGGGAGCCAAAGGCGAUAACAGGUGUAUGGAUUGUGGGGCAGCAUGUCGAUGACGGUGUGCGCAAGAGCAGCAAUGGAUGGCGUUGAAAGGGAUGCGGAGAGGUUACUGAAGCAGUGGAAUGCUAUCCUCACUGAAAAAGAUGAGAAAGAGUGCCAAGAGUUGAGGAACAAGUGGUUUUUUGAGAGCUUGCCCUUCUUGGUAGCGCUGCCCGAUGGCAUUCACUGCUGGUGUGGUCAUUAUGAGAUUGCUUGGCCUUCUAUAGAGCCGCUCUUUUACAUGAACAAAAGGAGGGAUGGAGAAACUGUGUCAGUUGUGGAAGAAUUGUGGGCUAGAAUGUCAAAAGAAUUGGCGCACUGUGUACAUUGUGUUAAAAGGCGGCAUGAAGGCCUGCAGGAAUACUUUAACAUCGUGCAGGAUGGUGAAUCUGCUGCUAGACUGUCAAGGAUUAUGGACAGGCUGGAGAUGGAAAGGGUGGCUGGUGUUGUAAAAGACCUUUGGACCCAGAUAGACCAGAGACAGUUCAUGGUUCAGGAGUUUGGGUUUGACAAUCUCGUGACUGUAAUAUAUGAGGUCCUGAGUUACCCGUGGCUUCUAGAUGAUGCAGAGAUUUUUUACGAAUUUGGGAAGGUGCUACAUUACAUUCACGAGGAGUUCUCCCUCGAACUCGCUGACGGUUCCGAAUAUGGGGGACUCUUCUGGCUAUUGUUUCAUAACGAUUCAAAUGUGCGUUUGGAUGCAACCCAUCUCAUUGAAAAGCAUGAGGAACUCAAGACAGCUAAAGACAUGGAGAAGAUCCAGCCUCUCUUGAUGAAAUGCAUGACUAUGCUGGAGAGGAAUCAGUUCAGCGAGGAAGAGGUUGCAAUCAGUCUAAGCUUGAAAGGCCGAGUGAGUUCAGCGGAGGGUCACACUGGUCCUGAAGAAGCCGGCACCAGCGGGAGCCAUGCACAGGCUGAAGAAGAUUCGAUCAGACCAAAAACCACCUUCAAGCGAGUUCAAGUAUGGAAUGGGAUUUACAAAAUAUUGGAUCUUGCAGAGACGCGAGCAUUGGAAGUGGGAAUUGUGGAGCAGUACGUAUCGUUCCUUAGUAUUGUUGUCGAUCAUGUCAGUGAAGCAACAGCUGUUUUGUGGAAUGCACUGAGAUGCCUCAAGAUACUGUUGGAAAAGCUGGUCUCACUCAUGUUUGAUAUUGAUGAGGAGACUCCUGACCCCCGAACCAGGCAGCAAGUGGAAGAGUGGAAACGAGUCUUGAUUGCCCGUUUGGACAAACUGAUGUCUGAACUUCAUGGCGCCGGUGCUGAGAUUGAGGCUCAUGUCCGGAGCCAGUUCGAUUUAAGAGCAUUACAUGAUGCUAUUGAAUCGGCUGAGACUGGCAUCGACGUCAUUCAGGUUCCUGGACUGAACCUGCAAGAUAACCAAGUCUUGUAUAUUUAUUCUCGUGCUCUGCCCGAGCCCAUUCGUGGACAACUCGUGGCAGAGAUCAAGUCAGGCAAGUAUAACUACAGGCAGUUUCGGUACCUUGCUCUCCGACGAGAGCAAAUGAUAUCUCAGGUGAAGAAUUCUUAUGCGUCUGUUGUGAAGAUUGGUGGUGAUGCAGGUGCAGGUGCAGGUAAGCGAAUACUUUGGCGCCAAAAGCGCCAGGACCACACCCUCGCCGUCUUUGACGACGAUACUGUGGAGGAGUGGCCAUUGGAGGCCGAGGGUGUGGCGAGCAGCAGUGAUUUCGAGAAGGGGGAAGUCACUGCUGCCGUGGUCAACAAGGGAGGACCACGACCACCAAUGAAGAAGAAGAAACCACGCUCAUUUCUUGAGCAUCUCGGAAUUGCUAUUCCUCACAGACAAGAACUGGCUCCAGCGAAGAGUGCAAAUGCUGGUGGACAGGAAGGAGGCUUGCUCACUGGCAACCUGAGGCGUCCCCUGUUCAGAAAGGAACAAGCGAUCAGCAUGAAGGAGGCUAAAGAUGCCAACCCAGUCCACUAGAGCAGCGGCGCCAUGUAAAGACCUGAGAAUAGCCUCAUGGAACGUUAAUGGCAUGGCAACACUGUCACAAACCAUGACAAGUGGAAUAACAUCCUCAAACAACUCGACUGGCAGGGACCUCAGGCAUCGUACAUCCUCUGCCUACAAGAAACUCAACUCACAUCAUCACAAGAACACCGACACAUGCAGGUAGAAAUAGUUAGCCAUUUAAGAUGGGUCGCUGACUCAUGCCGGGCCCCCGCGCCCCACCCAGGGACAGCUGGCAUGGCUGUAAUCUGCCACAACAAAUCACAAACAGUCAA
Chara braunii is the source of this 2431-nucleotide messenger RNA. The record is from the annotation of a GenBank genome assembly. Lineage: Eukaryota; Viridiplantae; Streptophyta; Charophyceae; Charales; Characeae.